GAUGAGACCAAGAAUAACUGGGAAGUGUCAGCUCUUUCUCGGGCUGCCCAGAAAGGAUUUAAUAAAGUGGUGUUAAAGCAUCUGAAGAAGACAAAGAACCUUUCAUCAAAUGAAGCAAUAUCCUUAGAAGAAAUAAGAAUUAGAGUAGUACAAAUGCUUGGAUCUCUAGGAGGACAAAUAAACAAAAAUCUUCUGACAGUCGCUUCCUCUGAUGAGAUGAUGAAGAGCUAUGUGGCCUGGGACAGAGAGAAGCGGCUGAGCUUUGCAGUGCCCUUUAGAGAGAUGAAACCUGUCAUUUUCCUGGACGUGUUCCUGCCUCGAGUCACAGAAUUAGCGCUCACAGCCAGUGACAGACAAACUAAAGUUGCAGCCUGUGAACUUUUACAUAGCAUGGUUAUGUUUAUGUUGGGCAAAGCCACGCAGAUGCCGGAAGGGGGACAGGGAGCCCCACCCAUGUACCAGCUCUAUAAGCGGACGUUUCCUGUGCUGCUUCGACUUGCGUGUGAUGUUGAUCAGGUGACAAGGCAGCUGUACGAGCCACUAGUUAUGCAGCUGAUUCACUGGUUCACUAACAAUAAGAAAUUUGAAAGUCAGGAUACUGUCGCCUUACUAGAAGCUAUAUUGGAUGGAAUUGUGGACCCUGUUGACAGUACUUUAAGAGAUUUUUGUGGUCGGUGUAUUCGAGAAUUCCUUAAAUGGUCCAUUAAGCAAAUAACACCACAGCAGCAGGAGAAGAGUCCAGUAAACACCAAAUCGCUUUUCAAGCGACUUUAUAGCCUUGCGCUUCACCCCAAUGCUUUCAAGAGGCUUGGAGCGUCACUCGCCUUUAAUAAUAUCUACAGGGAAUUCAGGGAAGAAGAGUCUCUGGUGGAGCAGUUUGUGUUUGAAGCCUUGGUGAUAUACAUGGAGAGUCUGGCCUUAGCACAUGCAGAUGAGAAGUCCUUAGGUACAAUUCAACAGUGUUGUGAUGCCAUUGAUCACCUAUGCCGCAUCAUUGAAAAGAAGCAUGUUUCUUUAAACAAAGCAAAGAAACGACGUUUGCCAAGAGGAUUUCCACCUUCCACGUCAUUGUGUUUACUGGAUCUGGUCAAGUGGCUUUUAGCUCAUAGUGGGAGGCCCCAGACAGAAUGUCGACACAAAUCCAUUGAACUGUUUUAUAAAUUCGUUCCUUUAUUGCCAG
Messenger RNA from Rhinopithecus roxellana (golden snub-nosed monkey), 1180 nucleotides. Its product is annotated as DNA-dependent protein kinase catalytic subunit-like. Gene Ontology annotation, cellular component: nucleus. The record is from RefSeq and is a predicted model, not a curated record. Gene Ontology annotation, molecular function: protein serine/threonine kinase activity. The transcript has 9 exons. Gene Ontology annotation, biological process: intrinsic apoptotic signaling pathway in response to DNA damage; double-strand break repair; immunoglobulin V(D)J recombination. Lineage: Eukaryota; Metazoa; Chordata; Mammalia; Primates; Cercopithecidae. The annotation marks the transcript as partial.